Eutrema salsugineum is the source of this 3104-nucleotide messenger RNA. Its product is annotated as kinesin-like protein KIN-14K. Gene Ontology annotation, biological process: microtubule-based movement. The record is from RefSeq and is a predicted model, not a curated record. Lineage: Eukaryota; Viridiplantae; Streptophyta; Magnoliopsida; Brassicales; Brassicaceae. Gene Ontology annotation, molecular function: microtubule motor activity; microtubule binding; ATP binding.
AUUUUGAAUUCUUUUCCGGCAAAGGAACAUCCGUAAACCUCCUGUUUUCGCCGUACUGAUAAUCUAGAGCUGGCUUUCUUCGAGAUAUAUCAUUCCUGUGCCUUGGGUGUUGUUUGUCUGCGAAAUCUUUGGGUCUAGAAAUGAACAACCGAACCAAAGAAGGAUCCAGCACAAUUAGUACUGUUUAUGGUCGAUCAGAUAAAUCAAGCAGCAUUCUCAGUUUUGAUGGAUCAGAAAGUCGUCAAAGUAUAGAUGAUACUAAACAAGGUCAUCAGAGUUUGGUAGAGUGGUUGAAUGAGACACUUCCUUAUUUAAAUUUACCAUGGGAAGCUUCAGAGGAAGAACUGAGAGCAUGUUUGAUGGAUGGUACUGUCUUUUGCAAUCUCUUGAAUCAGCUUAGUCCCGGUUCAAUGAAAAUGGGAGGUAGUUUUGAGCUUGCUUCUCUGAACAUAGAGAGAUUUUUGACAGCUAUGGAUGAAAUGGCCUUGCCUAGAUUUGAGGUUUCAGAUUUAGAACAGGGGGAUAUGAUUCCAGUUUUACAGUCUCUUAAGGCGCUUAAAUCUAGUUUCUCUAAUGAUGGAUAUGGUAAGAAUACACUUUGUGCAAUGAGAAGAUGGAGCUUGCCUGAGGAUCAUUCAAAGGGACUUGAUAGCAACUUUAAUGAUGGAUUACAGUUUAAGGAAGGCUCUGAUCAGAUCAGUAUAUCUCAUGCCAAAAUUUUGGACUUACUAAAAUCAAACAGUUUACAAAAUACUUCUACUCGAUCAUUGUUCGAUAUGCUCGAUAAGCUUCUAUACGAGAGCGUGCAGAAGAUGAAUGUGGAUGUGUCUCAUACCUUUGCAUCUAUCUUGAGAGGGAUUGUGCAAGUAGUGGAACAACGGAUCUCGAAUCAAGCUGAAAAUCUAAAGAAUCAAAAUAUACUCUUUAGGGUACGCGAAGAAAAAUAUAGAUCAAGAAUAAAUGUAUUAGAAACCUUAGCAUCUGGGAUAACAGAUGAGAAUGAGCUAAGAUCCGAAGAAAACGAUGUGAUGCAACUGAAAAAGGAAAAACAGCUCAGUGAUGCUGAGCUUUCUAAGUUAAAGCAAGAACUUGAAAUUGUGAAAGAGACACAUGAAAAAGAAAUGUUGGAACUAGAAUCGAAUGCUCGGAAAGCUAAGACUGAGUUGGAGAAGCAAUUAGAGGAUUCAGAGUUACGUGUAGUAGGGUCAACCGAAAAAGUCAAAGAACUCGAAAAGUUAUGUGAAACUAAAACUAAAAGAUGGGAGAAGAAAGAGCAAACAUACAAGAGUUUUAUAUACCACCAGUCAGAGGCUUUGCAGGAGUUGAAAGCUACGUCAAUGUCUCUAAAACAUGAAGUCCUAAAGACAGAAGAAAACUACAUACAAGAUCUAAAUUACUACGGUUUAAAGCUCAGAGGAGUGGUUCAUGCAGCAAAAAAUUACGACGUAAUUGUUGAAGAGAAUCGAAGGCUUUACAAUGAAGUGCAAGAACUAAAAGGAAAUAUUAGAGUCUAUUGCCGGAUAAGACCAUUCCUUGAAGGGCAAAACAAGACAGAAACAUCAAUAGAGUACACAGGUGAGAAUGGUGAGCUUGUGAUUGCAAACCCCCUAAAGCAAGGCAAAGACACUCAUCGGUUCUUUAAAUUCAACAAAGUCUUUGGCCCUACAUCAACUCAAGAGGAAGUAUUCUUAGAUACUCGACCAUUGAUUCGUUCCAUCCUUGAUGGCUAUAAUGUGUGCAUAUUUGCUUACGGUCAAACGGGUUCUGGAAAGACUUAUACAAUGAGCGGACCAAGCACAAAUUCAGAAGAAGAUUGGGGUGUAAACUAUCGAGCUUUAAAUGACUUGUUUCACUUAACUCAAAGUAGUGAAAACACAGUGAUGUAUGAAGUUGGUGUUCAAAUGGUUGAGAUUUACAAUGAGCAAGUUCGUGACCUGCUUUCUCAUGAUGGUCCUACUAGAAGACUUGGGAUUUGGAAUAAGGCCUUACCAAAUGGCCUCGCAGUUCCUGAUGCAAGCAUGCAUUGUGUAAAAGCAACUGAAGAUGUUCUUGAAUUGAUGAAUAUUGGUUUGACGAAUAGAGCUGUUGGUGCCACAGCUCUUAAUGAAAAGAGCAGUAGAUCACACAGUGUUCUUUCUGUUCAUGUACGCGGUGUUGAUGUCAAGACUGACUCUACGUUGCGUGGUAGUUUGCAUUUGGUUGAUCUUGCUGGAAGUGAGAGAGUCGAUCGCUCUGAAGUAACGGGAGAUAGACUCAAGGAAGCUCAACAUAUUAACAAGUCACUUUCAGCUCUUGGAGAUGUUAUUUUCGCUCUAGCACAUAAGAAUCCUCAUGUACCUUACAGAAACAGCAAGCUGACACAAGUCCUCCAAAAUUCUUUGGGCGGGCAAGCGAAAACUCUUAUGUUUGUACAGAUAAAUCCUGAUGAAGAUUCGUAUGCUGAAACAGUAAGUACAUUGAAAUUCGCGGAAAGAGUUUCUGGUGUCGAGUUAGGUGCAGCGAGAAGCUAUAAGGAGGGCCGAGAUGUUAAACAACUCAUGGAGCAGGUAUCAAACUUGAAAGAUAUGAUUGCCAGGAAAGACGAAGAACUUCAAAAGUUUCAAAACAUAAACGGUAUCCAAAAACGUGGUUUAAGCAAUCUAAGAUUUGAGUCUCCUUCUCCUAGAAGACAUUCUUUAGGAGGAGCUUCACCAAAUGCUCCAAGACGAAGACAAGUAUCUGGUUCACUCGGAAGAACUACUUUAGAUUCAGCAGAUGAACGUAGAUCAUCAUCUAAAUUUUCGGGUGGGAGUAAACACAUAAUAGAUAUACCUCUGGAUACUGAAACUUUAGGCCUUGACGAUUCAGAUUUUGAAAUUUGUUAGAGUGAUAUCUCUAACAGUUAUCUUGUAAUGGGAACAGAAACUAAUGGCUCGAUUAGUAGCAAUGCAAUGGAGUUGACUGAACAAAAUGGAAAAGCUAGUGUUAGACCGUCAGAGUUACUGAAGCAUACAUCAAAACCAGACCAAACCAGGCCUUCUCGUCUGUCGAUUUCCACCACCUCCUCCUCUAAGGCUUUAACAAGUAAUCUCACAAUCGUCUCUUUCGAAAACAAUUGUCCUUAG